UAGAUUCUAUUGUAAUGUUUAUCUCUCAUUAACUAAUGUUAAUCAAUUUCUUUUAUCGCAAUUAACCGUCUUAUUGGUUUAUCGGGACUUGAAAUUAUUCUCGCAUUGAUUGGUUAUCAUUCUGAUGAUUCUUAACCGUCAUCAUAAUGUUCAAGAAGUUGAAAGAUGAAAUUCAACAGAAACAAGGAUUUACCUCUAAUCUUCUUGAAACUGGUGUCGGACUCAUUGACAAUUUAGUUUCGAAUGUAAAAAAUUUCGAUGGUAACAAUCCAUCGACCAGUACAUCUCGUAGUCAUUCACCACGUUCAACUAUAUCAGAGAAUAUGGAUCAGUUAACUAAUUCAAGUAAUACCGUUGAUUCAUCUCAAUUCAAUCCAACUCUUAAAGAGCCGAUGGUUUCUGUUGCACCACAAAAAGAUAAGGUUGUACCAUCAGGGAAUGAGACUGUUAAUCAAGUAAAGAAACAAGAAGAUUUGAUUCAAUUAGCUGAUAAUAAUGAACCAUUGCAGAGAGAAGUUGAAUCUUUGAAGAAAGAAAAGUUUGCUCUUGAGGAGGAAUUAGCAACAAUCAAGGAUCAAAUACAGAUUGACAAUAACGAAUUAGCUGAUAUAAUCGCUCAAGCUCAAGAAAAAGAUCAAGAGUUAAGAAAUUUAGAGAAAAGAUGUUCAGACCUCGAAAAUCAACUCGAUAAAGUUCAGAAAUCACUACAGACCAAAGAAGAAGAAUAUCUGGAAACUAAAGCUGAAUUGGAGGCAAUGAAAGAAGAAAAUUCAAUCCUCAAGACUCAAAUCGAACAACAAAUCGAAAAGCUUGAAGAACAUGUUUCCAAUUCUUUACAAACUAAAGAAAGUGACAUGAAAGAAUUACAAGAAAAAUAUAACCAAUUGGAACAAGAAAACAACAGUUUAAAAAGUAAUUCAACAGAUAAUGGAGCCGAAAUCAAACAAUUAACCGAUGAAUUAGUCACCAGAAAAACCGAGAUUGAUAAAUUAAAAGAAGACAUGAAAAUUUUGGAGAACCGUUUUCACGAGGAAAAGGAUGAACUGAAUUUAAAAAGUAAACAACAGUUUAAUCAAAUACAAGAGAAAAAUCAACAAUCACAAUCUCUCCUGGAAGAAAAAGAUUCACUGUUAACAGAAAAGGAAACACGGAUUAAAAAAUUGGAGGAAAGUCUAUCAUCAUACCAAACACAAUCAGAUAAAUUAACGAAAUCUCUGAUGGAUAAAGAUCAAACAAUUGCUGAUCUGAAAGAAAAAUUACUCGAAACUGAGAAAAGUGCAACGGUUAAAACUCGUGAACUGGAAAAGGUCAAAGAAACGAAAGAAGGUACAAUCAAGAAACUGGAAGAUGAUGUGAAGAAAUUGCGAGAAGACUUGAAGAAAAAGGAAGAUACGUUGACGGAAAAAUCAUCGAACACAAAGAAAUUGGAAGAGACUGUAGCAUCAUCGAAAACUAGAAUGGUUAAAUUGGAGAAAACCUUGGAAGAGAAGACGAAACAAAUCACUGAAUUAAAAGGAAAACUAAUUGUUUCCGAGGCUGCUCUAAGUGACAAAUUGGAAGCAGUUAAAAAAUUAGAUGAUAGUGUAUCAUCUUACAGGGGAAAAUUGGCCAACAUGGAAAAAGUGUGUAAAGAGAAAGAUGAACUGAUAAAUGAACUAAAUCCAAAAGUUGAUUCGUAUAUGAAACAAUUGAUUGAGAAAGAUUCAGUGAUAGAAGAUCUUGUAAAAGAUAAAUCAUUGUACGAGGAAAAGGAGAAACUGUUUACAGAUAAAGAAUCGCUGAUUCAGUUAUUGGAAAAGAAAGUAUUGGAAAUGGAACAGCUGAUGGAAAAUAAUGCGGAUCAAUUAUCUUCAUGUAAACUUACACACACCAAGGAGAUUGAGGGUUUACAGGAUGAAAAUAGAAAAGAGUUAAAUUUAUUGGAGAAACAAUAUGAAGCCAAAUUCGCAUCACAAUCAUCAAUUCUGAAGCAAUAUCAACGUGAAAAUAGUGAAGCCAAAAGUGAACUGGAUUCAUUGAGAGCUCAGUUAAAUGAGAUAAAAUCCUUGAAUGAAUCUAAUCUUAAGGAGAAAGAGGAACAAAUUGUUAACUGUAAUAGUGAAUUAAGCCAGUUAAAGAUUGAAUUGGAAGAUUUAAAAUCAAAACAAUCAGCUAAUCAGGAGACACUUUUACAAGUUGGUUUACUACAAAAUGAGGUGAAGGAGAAACAAACAUCAAUCGACUCUUUAAAUGACACUAUCACAUCUUUAGAAUUAAAAGUUUCAGAAAAACAAAGUGAAAUAGAAAGUCUAAUGGAGAGAUUUAACAGUUCAGAGGAUAAAAUCAUCUACGAUUAUAAAAAGGAAAUUGAUUUACUGGAAACUGAAUUGUCGGAGAAAAAUUCAGCACUGGAAGAAGUUCAUCAACAUUAUAAGCAAAUUUUGGAUGAAAAGGAGACACAAUUAAAGCAAAUUCACAACGAAUUUAAUUCAUCAUCAGUUAAUGAACACUCUUUCCAGGUUAAGGCCAUGCAGAAAUCACUGUUACAAUAUCAGGAGGAAAACUUGAGACUGAAAGAGUUGCUUGAUAUUAGACAAAAACAAGAAUCUAACAAUUUGGGUAACACUUCAUGUAAUCUUCCUGAACCCACUGAAUAUGAAUAUCUCCGGAAUAUCAUAUUUGAAUAUAUGAUGGGAAGAGAGCCAAUGACUCUUGCCAAGGUGAUAGCUGCUGUAUUGAGAUUCAGUAAUGAUCAAACGGAACAAUUAAUCCGACGACAAGAGCAUCUUAUUGCUACAACUAGUUUAAUGCCAUUAAGAUGAUUGAUUAAUGAUUAGUUACAAUUAGUUUAAUAUAUUUAUCGAAAAACAAAAUUUGUAUUAAUAUUUUCAUACUUAUGAGAGGAACCACAUUGGAAUUGACAAUAAUUAAGGAAACAAUCAAAAAGAAACCUACCAAACUAUUGAUUGAAAUACGUGCAAACAAUUCUGUUAAUCAUCGCCAAUUUUGUUACAAUUAACGAUGAUAAUUUUUUAAUUUUUCCAUCUUAUCAUUAACCCUCCACUUUACCAAUUAACUUUCUCAAAUAUCUCUUUUCCUAAUUCUAAUCUCUCCUCUUACUGAGUAAUUUAAUUAUAUCUCAUUUUGUUUAAUUUAAUCAAGAUAA
Panonychus citri (citrus red mite) is the source of this 3145-nucleotide messenger RNA. Its product is annotated as golgin subfamily A member 4-like. Gene Ontology annotation, molecular function: small GTPase binding. The transcript is spliced from 3 exons. The record is from RefSeq and is a predicted model, not a curated record. Gene Ontology annotation, biological process: Golgi vesicle transport. Lineage: Eukaryota; Metazoa; Arthropoda; Arachnida; Trombidiformes; Tetranychidae. Gene Ontology annotation, cellular component: Golgi apparatus. The coding region runs from base 147 to 2801 and encodes 884 amino acids.